This is a messenger RNA of Brassica oleracea var. oleracea, 1049 nucleotides long. RefSeq names its product ras-related protein RABC2b. Gene Ontology annotation, molecular function: GTP binding; GTPase activity. The coding region runs from base 273 to 887 and encodes 204 amino acids. The record is from RefSeq and is a predicted model, not a curated record. NCBI's taxonomy places the organism in Eukaryota, Viridiplantae, Streptophyta, Magnoliopsida, Brassicales, Brassicaceae. The transcript has 6 exons.
UCCUUUUCUUAAUUUAAAUUAAUCAUUUGAUUCAAAGUUUCUCAUUUUACAAGAAGCAUUUGUUCAUUACUAUACACUGAAAGAAGUCAAAAAUUUAGUUUUUUUUUGUUUGUUUGCGAAGUAGUAGGGUUUUGGUCUGAUUUGAUUUGAUCUCUCCUGAGUUUUUUGUCGGUUGGGUUCCGUUUGUUAUAUUUCUACAGUAUUAUUAAAUCGACAAAAGAAAAAAAAAACAAAAGGAGAGUUUUAGAGUUGAGAUCACUGCAGAGAGAAAAAUGGGAUCUUCUUCAGGACAAAGUGGAUAUGAUCUGUCUUUCAAGAUCUUGUUGAUUGGAGAUUCUGGUGUUGGUAAAAGUAGCUUGCUUCUCAGUUUCAUUUCCAGCUCUGUCCAAGAUCUUGCUCCUACCAUCGGUGUUGAUUUUAAGAUCAAACAGCUGAAAGUAAGAGGAAAAAGAGUAAAGCUGACAAUCUGGGACACAGCUGGACAAGAAAAGUUCAGAACAUUGACAAGUUCUUAUUUCAGAGGCUCCCAAGGAAUCAUUCUAGUUUAUGAUGUGACGAAAAGAGAGACGUUUCUGAACUUGGCAGAUGUUUGGGCCAAAGAGAUUGAGCUCUACUCGACUAACCAUGACUGCAUUAAGAUGCUCGUUGGAAACAAAGUUGACAUAGAAUCUGAGAGGAAGGUAAGCAGAGAAGAAGGAACGGCUCUAGCGAAAGAACUCAAGUUUUUGUUUCAUGAAUGUAGCGCAAGAACCCGAGAAAACGUGCAGCAAUGCUUUGAAGAGCUUGCUCUCAAGAUAAUGGAGGUACCUAGUCUUUUGCAAGAAGGAUCAAGCUCUCUGAAGAGAAAACCUGACUCCAGAACUCAUCAAAGCCGGUGCUGCUCGUGAGGUCAUUGAUGAGAACCCGCCUAGGCUCUUUUGUGUGUAAAUUUAUCAAGAAGAUGAACCUUGCCUUGUAAAUCUAUCAGUUCAUUAGAUUGUUCUUUUUACCUCGACUGAGAUUGUGUAAUAAUAAGUUAAUAACCUCACUAUAAAUAUCUUAUUUCGAUC